UCGCCUUGUUUCUUUUUUGGCAUUGCACGUGUUGCACGUGUUUUGACGUGUAGUUUAGACCAUUUUGGAAAUAUUUGCGUUGUAAUGUUUCGAAAAAGUGUUAGUAUUUUUCCACUGCUCUGCAGGUAAACAGAGAGAGUGAAAGAGAAAGGGAAACAAUAGAAAUAAUUAAUAAUUCUGCAAGUCUCGUGGAAAACUUCUGAUGAAUUCAGAUUAGGAAACUCGGAAAAGUGCAACGUGGAAACUUGGAAUCUUUUGCAAAUUUGAUGAAAUGCUGUGUCCAGAAGUCUGGGACUUUAAAGCUCCCCAACAUUGUUUUACUAUAGAGCAGGGUCAAAUUCAACCUAGCAAUUCGCCAUCAAUCAUCAAGACUCAUUAUUUCAACCAUUCUGUGUCUGUCGUACUUCCUGAGACGAUCGACGUUCCAGAAGAAAUUCAAAGUAGCCUUGUGGAUGAUAAGGAUUAUUAUAGAAUUCAUGACUUGUAUACACACGAACUGGUUAAUAAGGAGUUCAUAGAGGCCUUUGUUAAGAAAGGAGAACUAUCUCUACUCGCGGUGGAUCGAAAAAUAGACUGCCACGACACACUAGCAAUCAUCCCAGCUGGCCACCUUAUUCUCUCCCUGACUCGCUCAACCUAUCAAACUCUCGGCCUCGAAGGAAAGCCGACCUACUUCGAUCGCAAAUUCCCCUCCCGCUACGUCGUGACACUUGAUUUGAAAAAGGAAUGUUUUACGCCGGGAAAGAAGAAUUAUGAACGCGUUAGAAAUUGCUUGCAAGAAAAUUUGAAGAUUCCGUUCGAUGUUGUCGUCGCUUGGGACCCACCAGAAGAAAAGCUGUGUCCAUCGUCGGUAGCGGCGUGGUUCAAUAAUCGAGGAUAUGAAGUCUCGCUCUGUCGCCAAAAUUUUAUUCAUAGGUCGAGAUAUUCAGUCGAUGUGCCAGUUGUUGAUGAUUCUUGUGAUCAUGAGAUGGUUUUUGAAUGGCUUGGAGUUUUCAGUAUCGAUGGAAACUUGACAAGCAGUAAAGAUACCGACUCGAGUGGAUACGAAUUUCCUUCUCCUCUUGUUCGAGCAAAUCAAGUCCAAUAUUUAGAGUGCACAGGAUUUUUUACUCGCAGGAUGAUCAGCAAAAUUUACAGUGCCAUUAAAGAGUACAUAAAAUUGAACAAAGAUUCUCCAUGGUGCAGUAUGGAUGUGCAAGGAUUUUCCGACAGUCCCAUAAGUUGGGGUUUCAAAGAACACAAUUUUUACACAGACGGUGACAAUAGUUACACUUUCAUCCUACGUCCGGAUGGAAAGUUUAUCACGCGAAAAAGCCUCAGCUCAAAUAACAAGCCGAGAAUAUUUCAAUAAAAUAUUCUUGAAUCAGAUUUUUUACUAUUCAACUGUAAAUAAUAUAUAUUUACAUAA
Messenger RNA from Belonocnema kinseyi, 1408 nucleotides. Its product is annotated as ribonuclease P protein subunit p40-like. Gene Ontology annotation, molecular function: ribonuclease MRP activity; ribonuclease P activity. Gene Ontology annotation, biological process: tRNA 3'-end processing; endonucleolytic cleavage in ITS1 to separate SSU-rRNA from 5.8S rRNA and LSU-rRNA from tricistronic rRNA transcript (SSU-rRNA, 5.8S rRNA, LSU-rRNA); tRNA 5'-leader removal. NCBI's taxonomy places the organism in Eukaryota, Metazoa, Arthropoda, Insecta, Hymenoptera, Cynipidae. The transcript has 6 exons. The record is from RefSeq and is a predicted model, not a curated record. Bases 272 to 1351 code for a protein of 359 amino acids. Gene Ontology annotation, cellular component: ribonuclease MRP complex; multimeric ribonuclease P complex.